UUGGCCACACUUCCUCACCACGCUAAUGUCACUAUACUGAUUCACUAGACUAUAGAAUUCUUCUGCAGAUGCAUUUCGUGAGGGUAGUAUACCACUUCUUCCUGGGGUAUUGAUUUUGUCGUCUACCUACUACAUUCAGACAGUCGAUUCAAUUUUAGCCACUACCUCUGGCUAUUGCUGGAACACUAAAAAGGGGCGGGGAGGGUUUCGCAGAGGAAGAUUGUUGCGAAUUGCAAGCUUGAUAGUGUCAAGAAACGAACUUAAAUGUGGUAACGAGGAUGAUCUCACUAUACUACGGCUUCGACUAAGAAAAGAAGUCACUUGCAAGUAUGGAUACAGUUCCAGCAGCAAACGAGGUACGCGAGAUAUUCUUGAAGAUCAGCAGCCCUGCCGUACGCAGCACUGAAGCUUGAAAGACUCUCGUCUUCAUUCCCAGUUCAACAGCAUGCAUCAUCCACAGUGCAGACGUCCUAUGCGGACUGACGCCCUUCAAGAAUAAUGUGCCAAGAGAAACUGGCAAUAACAUUCGAGUAGCGCAAACAAUGUUAAGAAAACUUGUCUCCGCUGAUUUCUUCAGCUUUCGAUGUACAAUGUUCUUUCAUGUUAACGGAAUGUGCAGUGUGCAUCUGUUGGCUUCAAUUGAAGUUUUCUGUAUAAAGAGGAGCCACUCUGAAGUUGUCGAUCCUAUGUGAAGCUCUUGAAGAUGCUUAGCCGAUUAGAAGUCUGAGUUUAUGUGCGAAGGGGACGCUGUGUAAGAGGAUUUUGUACUUUUAUAGUGGAAAGAGAGAAGGAUUGAUGACGCGGUGGUGCAAGUGAGGGGUUCGACCAUUGAGACGGCGUUGGUGAAUGCCCAAGUAUGAAAAAAGACCGAGGAAUCUGAACAGAGGCAGUAGAAAUGGCGGAGGUAGAAGCAUCGUUGUUAGUUUCCCUAGAGAAGGAGAAUGGCGAGAAUGAAAAAUUGGGCUCAACAACCGUGUCGAGGCUGUUGAGCCAGGGGCUUGAUGCGGAGAACGAUCUGGUUCGAAGGGAGAGCUUCAACUUCCUGUUCGGCAGCCUACGCCAGUCUACAGAUUCGCUUCUGGGAAGCAGGCUUGGGUCAGAGCUAUUCGGAAGCAGAUAUGGGUUUGGCAACACGUAUGUGCUAAUAGACGACAUGGGGAUCUACUUCUCCUCCCAUGCAGUCACGUUUGUUAUAUUAGCCUUGGCCGUUGUAGGAAUUGUUCUGUUCACGUUGAUGGUGACGCUGUCGACUACGUUAGGGCAGUGCCAAGGAAAGUCUAUUGUGAUUCUCAAGCCUGAUGUCUGCGCCAGCUUUGCUCGGAACGCCGAGGUGAACAAUCUGCAGAACUGGACUCUCCCACAGGACUGCGUCACAUUUUCGGCAUUGUACUUCGAUUCCGGCCAAUAUCAUGCGGACUGCGCUCACGCCAUCGACGCUGCGAGGACCUACUUAGCCUCAGUGGUGGUCGAGUCCGAUGGCCAGGACAUGGUCGUCCUUGAGCUUGACGACACUAUGUUGUCCAGCAUAUCCUUAUACACGCAGCACCAUUUCAAAGCGUUGCCAUUCAAGCUGGAGACGUGGAACAACCAUGUGAGCCUUACAGUGAUGCCGCCACUGGGACCAAUGGCAUCCCUCUACAGGGAACUCAAAGUUCUCAACUGGAGCCUCGCCAUCAUCUCGGAAAGAUUUGAAGCGCAACGGAAUGAUACCGUGAAAAACCUGAGCAAUGCAGGAUACGAGGGCUACACUCUCAUUCUGAGGUCAGAGCCUGGGCCAUUAGCUGAGUAUAAGACGAAGGCCAGCCUUGAGCUUGAAAGCAAAGGAUUUCGCAUUGGGGCUGUAAUUGGGGACCAAUGGAGCGAUGAUCUCAGAGGCCAGACGCUUGGCAAACGUGUUUUCAAGCUUCCGAAUGUGAAGAAUUACUCCUAGAAAAGUAAUACAAAGCAUUUUCUUCUAAAAUUUAUUCUUUUUUCUUUAUUUUUAAAUCACCUUUUUUAUAUAAAAAUAAAGAGUGAUUUUAUUUUUAAUUACUAGAUUUAAAAAAUAAUUACAGCUAGUAUUUUCAAGAUUUGUAAAAGACAUUGAUGCAUUUUGUGAUUGUAAAGUUUAUAUUAACUCAAAAAAAUCUUGGGAUAUAGAUAUUAUUUA
Molecule: messenger RNA, 2149 nt
Organism: Physcomitrium patens
Lineage: Eukaryota; Viridiplantae; Streptophyta; Bryopsida; Funariales; Funariaceae
Product: acid phosphatase 1
Source: RefSeq, a predicted model, not a curated record